UGCAGAUUGGCUUCACUGCCAGUCGGUCGAUGUUGUAACUUAAUCGGACGUGUGAAGUAACCAAGCUGAACUGUUUUAAAUGUAAAAGUUGCAAUAAACAACUUGCCGUACGACCAGUAUCGUUUCUCGAGUCACGCGAGUUGGUCUUGCUACACCAUACCACAAUGAAACUUUUAAUUUUCCUGGGUGCAUGUGGCAUGCUUUGCCAUGCAGCCUCAUCCCAAACUCGUGAUCCUCCAGGACCAAUCGAGAACUUCAUAAGGACUAAUUUCGUUGGACAUCCAGUAAUCCACGAUCAGCAAACUUGGAUAUUUGACCCAGAUAUUUCUUUAAAAAGAAGGAAGCAGUUCGUGGAACUCAAUGGCGAUAAAUCUGUGUAUUUAAUUGAACGAUUGGGUCUAGGAAUAGAUGGUCGUGCUGAUGAAAGACUGGCGAAGCAGAGACAACGCGAUGAAGGACAUUUGGGUGGUUUAAACUAUUUUCAACCUUAAUACUUUUUGCUAGUGCCUUCUUGGUUACAGGGUUUUUGGGGGAGGUUUUAAGAACUUACCUGAACCAAAGAGUUAUUGUGUAUUGUGGUUACUUGUUAUGAAGUGGAAAACGGUGAUGAGACAAACUACUGACUGAAGACAAAAUAAAUAAGUUAAUGUACUAAUCAAAUGAAAAUCAUUUGUAUACACCCAACUACUACUAUACAUAAAUUAACAACAAUUAUUAUUUAAGUUAAAAUGUACCCUAGUUUACAUUUUCUGUUAUAAAAUUAAAACGUGGUGUUUUUAAUGUUCCUUUGUUAAUUAGAGAGAAUAAUCGAAUCAUAUUAUUUUUGUUUAAC
This is a messenger RNA of Ostrinia furnacalis (Asian corn borer), 832 nucleotides long. RefSeq lists its product as uncharacterized. The transcript has 2 exons. NCBI's taxonomy places the organism in Eukaryota, Metazoa, Arthropoda, Insecta, Lepidoptera, Crambidae. Bases 165 to 491 code for a protein of 108 amino acids. The record is from RefSeq and is a predicted model, not a curated record.